AUGGCCGACUAUCUUCUUUUCGAGGGCCCGAUGGGCUACUCACUUUUCAAGGUUGCCCACCAGGGCGACGCCGUGGGACACAGCUUGAAGGAGGUUCAGGAAGGUGUGAACGACCUAGCCAAGUUCGGAAAAAUGGUCCAGCUGUCCAGUUUCUUGCCUUUCGAGAACAACAAGCAGGCCCUGAGCGAAAUUAACGACAUUUCGGAGGGUGUCGCCUCAGAAACGCUCGUCUCCUUCCUGGAAAUGAACCUCCCCAAGCCUAGCAAGAAGAAGAAGGUUGUGCUGGGACUUUCGGAUAAGACUCUUGCUGGAAGCAUCAAGUCCGCCUUUUCUUUCGUCGAUUGCGAAACCGGUGAUACCAGCGAAGUCGUUCAGGACAUGCUCCGUGGAGUCAGACUGCACGCUAGCAAGCUGCUGAAGCAACUGCGGGAGGGUGAUAUGGAUACUGCUCAACUCGGUCUCGGUCACGCAUACUCGCGAGCCAAGGUCAAGUUCUCCGUCCAGCGCGACGACAACCACAUCAUUCAGGCCAUCGCUAUCCUCGACCAGCUCGACAAGGCCAUCAACACCUUCUCCAUGAGAGUGCGCGAAUGGUACUCUUGGCACUUCCCCGAACUCAUUAAGAUUGUGUCCGACAACCAACGUUACGCUCAAGUCGCUCUAUUCGUCAAGGACAAGAAGACCCUCACUGAUGAGAGCCUGCACGACAUUGCCGCGCUUGUGGAGGACGAUGAGGGUGUCGCUCAGAGCAUCAUUGAUGCCGCCAAGCACAGUAUGGGUCAGGAAAUCUCCGAGUCCGACAUGGAGAAUGUUAUCGCUUUCGCGCAGCGUGUCGUCAGCCUUUCCAAGUACCGCAAAUCUCUUCACUCCUACUUGGUCUCGAAGAUGAGCGUGGUCGCUCCCAACUUGGCUGCUCUCCUUGGUGAGAUCGUUGGUGCGCGUCUCAUUUCUCACGCUGGAAGCUUGACCAACCUGUCCAAGUACCCUGCCUCCACUGUCCAAAUUCUGGGUGCUGAAAAGGCUCUUUUCAGAGCCCUCAAGACCAAGGGAAACACUCCCAAGUACGGUCUCCUGUACCACUCCUCUUUCAUCGGGAGGGCUGGUCCUAAGAACAAGGGCCGCAUCUCGCGAUUCUUGGCCAACAAGUGCUCUAUCGCCUCAAGAAUUGACAACUUCUCCGAAGUGCCCACGACGAAGUUCGGUGAUGCUCUCAAGAAGCAGGUUGAGGAGCGUCUCGAGUUCUAUGCUUCUGGCGCUGCCCCCACUAAGAACGAGGUUGCCAUGAAAAACGCUAUGGAGGCUGCCCUCGCUAAUGUGCACAUCGACGGUGAAGAUAGCGAUGAGGAGAUGAAGGACGCCGUCGCUGAGAAGAAGGAAAAGAAAGAAAAGAAGGAGAAGAAGGAGAAGAAGGAGAAGAGCGAAAAGAAAGACGAGAAGAAGAAGAAGCGCAAGUCGGACGUCGGCGAGUCUGAAAAGAAGAAGCGGAAGCACGACACCGAUGCGGAGCCAUCCAAGAAGAAGAAGAAGGUCUAG
Messenger RNA from Aspergillus calidoustus, 1533 nucleotides. The record is from the annotation of a GenBank genome assembly. NCBI's taxonomy places the organism in Eukaryota, Fungi, Ascomycota, Eurotiomycetes, Eurotiales, Aspergillaceae.